Molecule: messenger RNA, 786 nt
Organism: Aspergillus tanneri
Lineage: Eukaryota; Fungi; Ascomycota; Eurotiomycetes; Eurotiales; Aspergillaceae
Product: RTA1 domain-containing protein
Exons: 2
Coding region: 1-786 (261 amino acids)
Cellular component (GO): membrane
Source: RefSeq, a predicted model, not a curated record
AUGACCUACGUCUUCUACCACUUCUCCCCCAGCAAACCAGCCUGCAUCAUCUCCAUUCUCUGCUACGGCAUCAGCACAAUUUACCACGUCUACCAACUCGUCCAAUUAAAAUGCUACUUCUUCACAACCUUCGUCAUCGGCGCCACAAUGAUGACAAUCGGAUACAUAGCACGAAUCAUCUCCGCAAACGACACCACCUCUAUGUCCCCCUACAUCGCGCAGAGCAUCUGCAUCCUCCUCCCACCGUCCCUCUACGCAGCAACAAUCUACAUGAUCUACGGCCGCAUCGUCAUCUUCACGCGCGAACCGCGACUCUCCCCCAUCUCGCCGUACAAAGUCACCAAGAUCUUCGUCAUCGGGGAUGCUAUUGCCUUCCUGACGCAGUCGUCUGGCGGCGGGAUGAUGGCGAUCAAGGACAUGGCGGAUAUGGGACAGAAGAUUACCAUCGUGGGAUUGUUUGUUCAGUUGGGGUUCUUCGGGCUCUUUCUCACGGUGACGUUGGUGUUCGUCAAGAGGUUGAAAAAUAGAGGCAAAGAUAGGGUCUUGGUUUCGAAAGUAGACAGACUGUUGUUUGUGUUGUUGGGGGUCGCUGCGUUGAUUAUUGCGCGGUGUGUGUAUAGGAUCGUGGAGUUCGUUGAGGGUAAUGAUGGGUAUUUGAUGGGACAUGAGGUGUUUAUGUAUGUGUUUGAUACAUUGCCGAUGUUUGUCGUGCAGUCUGUGUUUCAUCUUUUUCAUCCUGGGAGGGUUUUGGUAGAAAAGACGGAGUAUAUUGAUAUCGGGGUGUAG